CUGAUUACUUUUGGCAUGAAUUUCAUAAUCUAAAACGUUUCCAACUCUGUCUCACCCCUCCAAUUUAUAUUCCCAUUUGCAGUGAGCGUAACGCAAUAUCUCUCUCCCUCCGUCCCUUCCCCUUCUCUCUCUUCUACUUCACUCCCUCUCUCUCUUUGAAGCUGUUAUAAACAGAACUAAUCAUCAUUCCUUUUUCUGCCUCACAAAAAGAGACGAAAAAAAAAGUUUGUUGAUGAUGAUGUUGUGAAUCGUGAAUGAUUAUUUAAUUUGGGGGAGAGAUGGGAUCGUGUGUUUCUGUGCACAAGGACUCGGAUUCUUUAACGAAGCUCCGUUUCUCAAUCGGGUCCAAAAAUGAGAUACCUUCGCCGGUCAAGGAGAAGCCAAUCGCGGUCAACGCCGGGGCUGCUGUCACCCCGCUACGGUCACCCGCCCGUUAUUCUAGCGUAGGUAGCAAAGACGAAGCCUUCUUCGACUCCCAACCAUGGUUGGAAUCAGACUAUGAAGAUGACUUCUUAAGUGUUAAUGGUGAUUUCUCACGGGGAAAUACUCCGGUCCACCCCAACUCCUCAUUGGUAAAUAAGUUGCCAUCGGAGGAGGCCAGGGAAUCGCCUCCGGAUAAGAAGAAAAGGCUAUCGGAACUCUUCAAAGAGAGCUUACGUGAGGAGCAAUACGAUGAGGCUCCGACAACCACUACCACUACCACUACCCUUGCCCAACAACUCAAGUCCACUAGUGGGACUCCGGACUACUCGGGAGGGGGGUGUAGUGAACAGGCUACCCCCAAUCGAGUGGUCGGGGAAGAUAACAAGUCAUUGAGGUCUACACAAUGUUGCCUUCCCAUAUUGCUCUCAAGCCAAAGCAUGAACGAGAGAAGGCGGUCCAGCGCUGCUCCUAAUGGUGGUUGAUGCUCAUGAUCCUAUUUUAAAUUAUCUUUGUUUGAUAAAGCAUGAAAUGUAUAUCUGAAACUUGUGUUUCAUGCAAAAGUGAGUAGUGACAAUCUUGUCCGAUAUAUACAAAGUCCCGAUUGGCUGAA
This is a messenger RNA of Salvia splendens (bonfire salvia), 1033 nucleotides long. RefSeq lists its product as uncharacterized. The transcript is spliced from 3 exons. The coding region runs from base 279 to 905 and encodes 208 amino acids. NCBI's taxonomy places the organism in Eukaryota, Viridiplantae, Streptophyta, Magnoliopsida, Lamiales, Lamiaceae. The record is from RefSeq and is a predicted model, not a curated record.